This is a messenger RNA of Penicillium soppii, 519 nucleotides long. RefSeq lists its product as uncharacterized. The transcript is spliced from 2 exons. Bases 1 to 519 code for a protein of 172 amino acids. Lineage: Eukaryota; Fungi; Ascomycota; Eurotiomycetes; Eurotiales; Aspergillaceae. The record is from RefSeq and is a predicted model, not a curated record.
AUGCCCGACGGACGCCCCGCUUGCAAACCUUGCAAGUUGAAGAAGAAGCGUUGCCCACACCGUCUGGAGGAGACCGACGCCACCACUGAGUCUCAGUCUCAGCCAAAGGCUCCUGCCCCCAAAGGUCGACGCCGGGUUGCUAACGACAGCGAGGAGGUUGAUAGCCCCGUUCCGGCUGACUCCAGUGACGAGCUGUCCUCCUUUCGAUCCCUAGCAUCCCAGUCCGACGAGGAGGAAGAGAAGCCCAUCGUCGUGAAGCGCCCCAAGCGAGGCCGUCCUUUCAAGACCAUCGUCCCCAACCCAAUCCUUGAAAUCCCAGAGCUCCCCACCGACCCCAUGGAAGCUGCCUCUGCGUUGUCCGUCCACAAGGUUUUUGCCCGCGAGCUACAGACUCGUCUCCAGGAGUUUGAUAUGAACUUCCGAGCUAGCCAGCAGGCUCACCGUGCUACCAUGACAUCUGCCAAGGCCGUUCAACGCGCUGUCAAUGGCUGGAUUGAGGCUUGGACUUCUGGUCGUUAG